UGCUGUUAAGCCACGGAAGACCGCCGCUGCCUCUGACCCGAGCUAGCGUUUCGUUGAGUUCGUUGCGCGACCCCCGGUGUUUGUUGAUCUUGCGAGAACACGGUACGCGAUGGGACUUUGAUGCCGCUGCUGCUGCUGUUGUCGUCGUCGUCCUAACUUGUAACUUAUUUUCGAAGCGGUUGUGUUAAGCGAAUGGACGCGAGUCGUCGGUGAUUAAAGACGUGUCGAGGAUAACGCAAUUCAUUGAUUUUCUCGCUCUCUCUCUGCUCGGCGUGUCGAUCAGGACGCGCAUUGUCCGGUUGCUGUGCUUAUUAGCCGCAGCCCAGCGCAAGCGGUACAAGCAAUGCGCGUUGUAAAGUAACGUGAUUUAAUGUACACUAUACUACAAGGCUGUAGCCAUGGAGUCAACAUUGGGGGGGACCAAAUCUAGCAGGGGUCCCCCCCCCAGGAGAAAAAAUAAAUCUCAAUUUGAAAACGAAUUUCCUGCCUAAAAUAUUACAAAAUUCACUAACACAUAGGAUGGACUUUAAAUUUAUGUUUUACAAUAAUGUCUAAUAGUGUAUUGUAUGACAUUGCUCUGUUUUUUUCUUUUUUUACCUUUUCUUGUUUCAUUGUAUGUAAUGGCAGAGAUUAGGGAUUAAUAAAGUACAACCAUAACCACAAUCAUAUAAACAGAAAUCUAUUUUAUAGCAAUAUAUUGGGGGGGGGACAUUUUUUGCAUAUUUUAAUAUUGGGGGGGUGUAUGUGUCCCCCCCCAAUUAAUAUUAUAAUUAUGGCCUUGCUAUACUAUGUACUCCGGUGGGACACCACGUUAUAGCGGUGUAAGUACACACAACACUGCUGCUUGCGUUGUGACGAGAAUGCGUUUCACGCGUUUGCUUUACUCCCAGUUUAAAGAUCCGAGGCCCAUUGCCUAUUCACGAGUUGUCACCACCUCGACACUAGAACACUGCGAUAAUAGACAGGCGUCUGCUGCUGUCGACACGAGACGAUUUGUAGUGUUUGUGCACAAGGACUUGGGGGGGUGGGGGGGGUCUCGCCUCUGUUACACUCAAUAACUUUUACAAUCACGGUCGUGUCUCGGUUUCCAAAGUAAUAAAAAAAAACACGGAGUAUCCUUUCCACCCCCACAGAACUACUACGGUACAUUACAACUGGUGGUCCAUGUCUUGUGACACCCCCCCUCCCCCCCAUGUAAUUCUGUAGAACGUAAUAUUUUUAAAGGUGUAUAUUUAAAACAGAGAUGAAUAUGAAAAGGAUUUUUUUAUGUUAGGGGCCAAUUCAUUGGGGAGGGGGGAGAGGGGUCACAAGAUAUAUUGGACCAUACCUCUUGUAAGUUUCCAUAAAACCAAUACUCAUUGCAUCUCCCUGCCAUGCGAGUUUAAAUUCCGGGGCUGGAGGGGGGAUGAGCCCCCCCCCCCACUGCACCCACCACCAACCCCCUCUAAACGAUUGUAGUCAAGUGAAAGAAUGUCAGCAGAGCUAGAGGAGCGUGCACGACAUGGGGGGGGGGGGGAGGUCGUUGUUCUGUUUAGCGUUCAACGUUUGCUCAACGUUUGUUUAACAUUGUGUGGUACCCCCCCCCCCCUCUCUCACCCACCCCGACCUCCUCCUUCCCCACCCCCGGAGUUCGUGGGGGUGCCAACUCUUGAAACAAGGUCACGCCACGGGGCCGCCAGAUACCAACGCUAUUACAGUUUCUACAAUCUAAGUAUUUGAGGUGGCGUCAGCAUGGAAAUCUCGCCCACGUGCGAUAAAGUGAACGAGAAAGUGCAGCCGGGAAAGGUUGCUCUGCCAAGGCCCUACUGCAAGGAGGAUGCCGGUGGCAUGUCCAGCCAGCCUCCACGCGCCCUCCUCUCCGUCACCAGCUGCUUCCAGCCCUCGCCACAGCACAGCUCAUACGGGCAGCCAGAUGAUGAUGUGGACCUGGAGAAUUUGGUCAAUGACAUGAAUGCGUCGGAGUCAACGGGAAGCGCUUCGAGCAGCCCUGCCGACUCGGUGCCUCUCCUGCAGCCCUGCGCAGGGCCUGACGGCAGGGAGACGCUCGCCCACGCUCUGCCUCCCAUCGCCGCCGCCGCGGCCGCCUCCUCCGCCGUCACAGCCUCUCGCCCUGGCAUGUCACGUGUCGCGCCGCAACCGGGCGACGCUCGUGAGCUUGGGGACACCUCCCUGCUGCACCAAGGCGUCCGUCGUUCUCAACCGGUCCACAUUCGAGCAGUCCGGACCCCGCUGGACAGGAGGGCAAAUGAGGAGGAGGAGCUGCAGGCCGCAUCCUGGCCCAACAUCCCCAACCCCUUUCCCGAGCUGACGAGCCCAGCUGGUUCACCAGUGCUGACAGGGACAUCGCUUCCCCCGAGACAGGCCGGCGCCAAACCACAAGUGGCCUGGUCUCCAGGUUCCUGGAACCCAAAUGGAGGCCUUGGUACAUCUCCAUUAUUGGACGUUAAGGUGGUCAAACUGUUCAGCGAGGAUGGCACGAGCAGGUCACUGGAGAUACCGGCGGGGACGAGUGCGCGUGACGUUUGCCAGUCGCUGAUCCUCAAGAACAACUGCGUGGACGACAACAGCUGGGCACUCAUAGAGCACCUCCCUCAUCUCAGCCUGGAGAGGACGUUGGAAGACCAUGAACUUGUGGCGCAAGUUCAAUCAACAUGGGGCAUUGACUGUGACAACAAGCUUUUCUUCAGAAAGAAUUACGCAAAAUACGAAUUCUUCAAGAACCCAUUGCAAUUUUUUCCGGAACACAUGGUCUCCAUGCCGUACGAGUCGAACGGCAGCAUCCCACACUCACAGCUGAUCCAGAACUUCAUGAACUCGAGCAGUUGUCCAGAAAUCCAGGGCUAUCUACAUGUGAAGGAGCCUGGUAGAAAAUCGUGGAAGAAGCUAUACUUCUUUUUGAGAAGAUCGGGGCUCUAUUUUUCCACCAAAGGCACAUCCAGGGAACCGCGGCAUCUGCAGUGUUAUGCAGAGCUAAGUGACAGUGGUGUGUACACUGUUCUAUCGGGACGGAAGAUGUACGGAGCACCCACAGACUUUGGAUUUUGCAUAAAAUCCAACAGGGCAAGUAGUGCCAAGGAAUUGAAACUAUUCUGCGCUGAGGAAGAAGCAAGCCGGACCUGCUGGAUAACUGCCAUGCGGCUCUUCAAGCAUAGCGUGCAGUUGUUCCAGAACUACAGGCUACUACAGCAGAGACGAAACCACCUUGGCCAGCUGAAUGUCACACCCAUGAGGAACAUCUCCGAGAACACACUGGUGGCGAUGGAUUUCUCUGGGCGCAAAGGAAGAAUCAUUGAGAACCCAGCAGAGGCCCAGACGGUGGCAGUGGAAGAGGGCCAGGCCUGGCGGAGGAGAGGUUGCCAGAGACUUGGUGUGGUGGGAAGCCCCAGCCCCUGCCAACCAUCUGCUAUGAGUAUAGCGAUUCACAAGACUCAGCCAUGGUUCCAUGGACGGAUCCCAAGAGAGGAAGCACACAGGAUUAUCUCACAGCAGGGCCUUGUUGAUGGGUUAUUUCUUCUUCGAGACAGUCAGAGCAACCCCAGGACAUUUGUGCUCUCUCUCUGCCAUCAUCAGAAAAUUAAACACUUUCAGAUCUUACUGUUUGAAGAGGACUCAAAAAUGUUCUUCUCUCUGGAUGAUGGAAACACCAAGUUCUCAGACCUCAUCCAGCUGGUGGAAUUCUAUCAGCUCAACCGUGGAAUUUUAUCCUGCAAGCUCAAGCACCACUGCAGCCACGUGGUGCUGUGAGGGGCGGCAACGCAUGGCUUGACAUCCGCCUGCCCCGAUUGCUUGCAUGAAGUCAUCUUCGGCAUCGCUGCACUCACGUGUCCCUGCUUUAAACUCCAUGUGUGUCGAUUUGAUUAUUUAAGUGGAAGAAUGUCUUUUUUUAAAUAUAUAAACACUGAAAAGGAACGCAGACCGGAGAUGAGGGAUACAUGUUGUGUUGCAUGUACCUGUGGGUACAAAAAGAAGACAAAAUGAAAAUCCACAACUUGAAUUCUAAUGCAACACCUCCAAUGCCCUAAAUGGCCUUUAAAAUAAAAAGAGAGCAGACGUAAAAAAAAAUAUUGAACAGUGCCGAACCGGGAGCGCCUUGUGAACUGAAUGUGACUGAUCAGAAGCUGUAAGGACUGCAAACCUCACCGUGUUCUAUCCACAAAAAAGUGCAGACUCGAUCUGCUAUGCAGAACACAUCUCUGGCUUUUUAAACGGCAAUUCAAGCUUGAGUUGCCUCAAAGCUACACACCGAAGAUGACCAGAUGUGAAAGAAAAAUGUAACAACGUGCACUUAUUUCUCUUUAUGCUGUGGAUGAACAAAGACUGUUAAUGGGACUCUUGAAAGCCUUUUGUACAGCCAGCUGUGUUAUAUUGAAGCAUUUAAUGAUUUUAUUGGUUUUAUUUUCUGGUGAAGUUAUACAAUAUUAACGUUAAGGUUAUUAUUCACAAUGAAUUGGAUACAAUAUAAUGUUUUGUAUGUAGCUGUAUAAUGCUUUCUGCACAAACGGAUACCCAGUGAAAGUAGUCGAGUGAUCCACAUGUCACGUACUUAAACAUUUGAGUUAAUAGUAAACUGUGUUAAUGUUUUUUUUCCUUCACAAAUUAACUCCUUAACCGUAACUUUCUGUGCGAGUUGGAAUUUCCCAAGCAUUUGCUCCAGUCCGUGCUGUAUGAUGUGUUGGCCUAUGGAUUGUAUGACGGGAUUGGUUGGGGAAGGACACUGGUUGUUAUCCCUUGUGAAGUGUGCCUGUUCGUUUUCUGUGAAAUGGGAAGAUACAUCUCCAAAGUUACUGGAUGUGAUCAUCAAGCGGUGAAUAUGCAGUUUUCCUAUGCAGGCCCCCCUUUUCCAGAGAUUGCCAUGGAUUGUACAGUAUUCACGUGCAUUCAUCAAUUUGUCCCUCGACACAUUGUGUGUGUUCUUCAUCAACAAAUUGAUUAAAAAUCAUCGUUUCUCAACGAUAUGUCCUUGAUAAAGAGCACCACACUUUGGAAGCGUUCUGCAGUUUAUAUCAAUUGGUAUUAACCUUACUGCUUAAUAAUAUUAACUGCAUCAGAAUUUAAUGUGUUAAGAUGGUUCAGAAGCCUUUAGCUAAAAUUUUCUCACAUCAAUUGGCCCAAGUGUAAAGUACAUUUGUGUACAUUUUUAUUUGUAUUUCACUUUUACAAAGCACAAGUAAAAAAAAAACAGCGUUAAAAAGAAUGCUGUUAAUGUUUCCUGUUGGCUGGCACUGCAUGAGUGACCAACUGCUUAAAGCCUGUCUCAUCUGUUUUAUUAUGCCUUUGGGAAUUCAGUAAUAACUGCCAGUACCUAUAAAAAGGGAAUGUUAUACUUGAAAUAAGAUAUUGCAAAACUUAAGAUCUAUGUGUCCUGAUUGAAACUGCAAAAAGAUUUAAUUUAAUAUCUUGAACAGGAAAUUUAAUGGAUGCCUGUUGUAUCUUAAGUUUGCCUAUAUGUAUUAGGAUUUUUAAUGGAUAAGACUUUUUUUUCAAAGACAGAUUUAUUUGUACUGUGUAGUGUAUUUAUAAGUGGGUAAUUUAUAAAACAAAAGAAAAUAAAUCAUAGGUGAUUUGUCUAUAUAAGCUCUAAAGAAUGCCUUAAAUUUAGCAUGUACACAUAGAUGCAUUGUUUUUUUAAAGCAAAUCUUAAUGAUGUGCAUUUGCCUUGCUUGUUUGCAGCACUGUUAAAGAACCUAAGCACGUUACAAGAUACUGGAAUCUCUGUUCUCAGGACAACAAUUAAAUAAAUGUAUUCCAUGACUAUCCACAGUUAUGCUAAUGGAGUCCAAAAAGUACAAAUUCUGAAAAUGCAUUUACAAAAGUAGUUAUUAAAAAAGAAAAUGGCAAGAACAUAGAAAAGUAUACAUGUUCAAAAUAAUUUUGUCAAAAUACAAUGCCCAAAGAACUUUUGUAACCUUUAAAUGUCAACCCCAUAUCUCAAAAACAAUGGCAACAAACACCUCGAUCAGAUUUUAACAUUAGUGGAACCAAAUCUCAAACCAUGAAAGUUGUUUAAAAUGUAGGGCAUGGAUAUUUUGCGAAUGAAUUGUUUUUGUAGAAUUUUGUUAUUGCUUUUUUGUAAAUAUUGAGCUGUAAAUAUAUUCUGCAAGAUUUAGGGGCCUUUUAUGGUUUAUUGUUGCACAAGCUGUUUAUAUAUCGCAUGUGAUGGAGAAAAGAAAAUAGAUAUUUUUUUCGUUUGGCUUUAUGACGUUGUAAUUUGUAAAUACAUAAGCUUAUGAAAGCUGUAUACUGUAUACCUGUCAGGAAUGUUUUGUAUAAAAUGAGGGAAUUCAUUUACUGUUCAUAUUGAUCUUGGGAAAUAAAAACCAGGUGUUUAGUUCA
Lethenteron reissneri (Far Eastern brook lamprey) is the source of this 6333-nucleotide messenger RNA. Its product is annotated as growth factor receptor-bound protein 14-like. The record is from RefSeq and is a predicted model, not a curated record. NCBI's taxonomy places the organism in Eukaryota, Metazoa, Chordata, Hyperoartia, Petromyzontiformes, Petromyzontidae. Gene Ontology annotation, biological process: negative regulation of insulin receptor signaling pathway; insulin receptor signaling pathway.